AGAAUAUGGUAUGGAAGAUUAUUGUGAUGUCGAUCAUGUACCAAGUGGCUUUCCAAUACCCUGCUGUUAAAGAACUAAGUCUAAGCAAUAAGAUACUUACAAAAAUAACAAGAGACACAUUCAAGGAAUCUCAGCAAAAGCACAAGCUGUAUCUACAAGACAAUAACAUAAGUACUAUUGAAGAAGGUGCAUUCACUGGUUUGGAAUCAUUGGAACAAUUAGUUCUGAGUUCUAAUAAACUGACAAAAUUACCAAAUGAUAUAUUCAGUAAGUUAGCAACUCUGAAAUAUCUUAACCUUUGCUAUAAUGGACUAACAACAAUACCAGAUGGCACAUUCAGUGAUUUGACAUCACUGACCAGCCUUGACCUUUCCUUUAAUGAACUGAAAACAUUACCAGAUGGCAUAUUCAGUAGCUUGACAUCGCUAACCACCCUAUAUCUUAGUGAAAAUAAACUUACAACAUUACCAGAUGGCGUAUUCAAAGGCUUGACAUCACUGGCACAACUUCACUUGAGCAAUAAUGACCUAACAACAUUACCAGAUGGCAUAUUCAGUGGCUUGACAUCAUUGAUACAACUUCACCUUAGCUAUAAUGAUUUAACAACAUUACCAGAUGGCAUAUUCAGUGACUUAACAUCCCUGGCAUAUCUUUUCCUUGACUCUAAUGACCUAGCAACAUUACCAGAUGGCAUAUUUAGUAAGUUAUCAUCCCUGGAUUACCUUUACCUUGACUCUAAUAACCUAACACUAUUACCAGAUGGCAUAUUCAGCAACCUAACAUCACUAACAAAACUUUUCCUUGACUCUAAUAACCUAGCAACAUUACCAGAUGGCAUAUUCAAUAACUUGACAUCACUGACCAGACUUGACCUUGACUAUAACAAACUAACAACAUUACCAGAUGGCAUAUUCAAUAACUUGACAUCACUGACCAGACUUGACCUUGACUAUAACAAACUAACAACAUUACCAGAUGGCAUAUUCAGUGGCUUGACAUCAUUGAUACAACUUCACCUUAGCUAUAAUGAUUUAACAACAUUACCAGAUGGCAUAUUCAGUGACUUAACAUCCCUGGCAUAUCUUUUCCUUGACUCUAAUGACCUAGCAACAUUACCAGAUGGCAUAUUUAGUAAGUUAUCAUCCCUGGAUUACCUUUACCUUGACUCUAAUAACCUAACACUAUUACCAGAUGGCAUAUUCAGCAACCUAACAUCACUAACAAAACUUUUCCUUGACUCUAAUAACCUAGCAACAUUACCAGAUGGCAUAUUCAAUAACUUGACAUCACUGACCAGACUUGACCUUGACUAUAACAAACUAACAACAUUACCAGAUGGCAUAUUCAGAAGCAUGACAUCAUUGAAGAAUCUGUUUUUACAAAAUAAUACACUUCAAGAAGUCCCAUCUGAUGUAUGUUUGUACAUGCCAAUGCUAACAGAACUAGAUUUAGAUGGAAACAACAUACCUGAAAUACCUGCUGAAUACAUUAAUGAUUUGACCACAAUAAGGGCUCAUGCCUGUUAAGAUAUACAAGUACUAGUAUAGCUGAGUAAAUAAGGGCUUCAAAGUUUUUUCCUUAUUCUUAUAUGAUAUGUGAUGUCACAAAAAUUCAGUAGAACAAUUUAUUUUAAAAUGUGCUUUUUUAUGAUUUUAUGUGAUAAUGAAUAGCACAUUUAUUAUCUUCACUAAAUCUGCUACAAUGUUUGUUAAGUGGUGUUUUGCUGGAUUGAGCCUUUGACCAAUUCGGUCCUCAUCUCCAUGUGAUUGUGAAGGUUAAAGGCAGAUGCAUAGAACAUUUGUAUAAUAAAUAAUUAGUACUGUAUAACAUAAUACCAUAGUGACUAAAUACUGAUAAACAACUGAUGAACAAUUGAGCAUUAAUAUUCAAACAUCUGACAAAAAAAUUUAAGUCAGUAUCACUUAAGUAUUUGAAUGGUAAAAUAUGCCUAUCCUUAAGUUUCUGUAAUUUAUUUUAUGUCAAUACCAUAAUGUCAUGAUACUUUUCUCGCCUUCUAAAAAAGUUAAAAUGUUUUUUGGCACACCCUGUAUAUGAACUCAGAUUUUAUUCUAGCCAUUGCCAAAGAACUUAAUUGCUAUGCGAUAUUGGUCUUUAAACAAUGAUCAAAAUAAAACAUUUCCUUCUAGCACUAUGAAGAAAGCUAAUUAAGUUUGAAAGUAACAUAGUAUUACUAACUUAGCAUAUGUAAAAAUUAUAAAAAUUACAAGAAAUUUAAGUUUUCUUUUUUUCCAUCCUCAUUAUUUGAAAUGACUGAAAAACUGAAAAUUUUUGUUACCGAUCUUGGAUUCUCUGCUUGAGCACUAAUUGAUGAAAUUAAAUAUUUUGAUAUAUCAAAUCAUACUAUGAUCAAAAUAAAAAAUUGAUACAAUAAAAAGUGAGUGUAUCUAAUGUAUCACAG
Molecule: messenger RNA, 2419 nt
Organism: Owenia fusiformis
Lineage: Eukaryota; Metazoa; Annelida; Polychaeta; Sabellida; Oweniidae
Source: the annotation of a GenBank genome assembly